AUGCCCAUAUCUCGGCCUAUCGUCAUUGUUCUCGUCGGUAUAGCGUUUGGUUUUACGGCCACUUACUAUUCAACGACGCUAAUAAAUUUUACCGAACCGAUACGAUGCGGAGCUUCUCGACGACUCCACAAUGACGUUGAAGUUGCUGCAUUGAGCGCAGAUGCCAAUGUACUUGAACGUGCACAAUUCGUUCCGGGACACAGACGCGGACUUAUUUUGAUAGCAAUAAUGACUGCUGCAAAGUAUGUUGAUACCAGAGCUUACAAUGUUUGGAAGACGUGGGCCCAGCAUGUUCCCGGAAAGGUCUUGAUAUUUGUUGCCGAAGGAACCGAAACAAUUCACGAAGACAUGCCUGUGAUUCGAUUGAAAGGCGUUGAUGACACUUACCCUCCGCAAAAAAAAAGUUUUGCGAUGGUCAAGUGGUUAGCGGAAAACAUGGCCGAUGAAUAUGACUGGUUUCUUCGAGCUGAUGAUGACUUGUACAUUCGAGGUGAAGAACUCGCUAACUUCCUGCGAUCGAUAGACUCAUCUCGGGCGCACGUGAUUGGUCAAGCUGGUUUGGGUAAUAGUGCUGAGUAUGGAUUAUUAGCAUUAGGAUCAACCGAUAAUUAUUGCAUGGGAGGCCCGGGAAUUGUAAUGAGCAGAGCAACACUACUGAAAGUUUCUCCGUAUCUUGAAUCUUGUCUUCAGCACCUUCUGACAUCCCAUGAGGAUGUUGAACUUGGGCGAUGUAUAAGAAAACAUGUGGGAGUUGCUUGUACAUGGAACUAUGAAAUGCAGAAACUUUUCCAUAAUAAUCAGAGUGCCAUUAAGGAGUCGUAUGCUAAGAACAUGAAGGAACUAAAAGAUGCUAUUACGCUUCAUCCCAUAAAAGAUCCUCGUGUAAUGCGAAAAGUUCAUCUAAGAAAUCGAGAAAUUAAACUCCGUGAAGUACGUGCUCGAAGAAGCCAACUGGUUUCGGAACUUACCACUGCAAAGAAACCUACACUGAUCCGGAUUACCCCAAAUCGGACCAUAGAUAUAACACCAUGGGACUACAUAAACAAUAACAAGAUACUGUUUUGUGCCGAUCGUGUCAAUUGUCCGAGACACACGGUAGAUUUGAGCAUUCGUAAUGAAAUGAAUGAAAUAAUCGCACAGCUCUUUGACGAGUUUAACGCAAACGCACGUCAACGAGGUAGAGUACUUCAGUUCCAAAGUCUCCAAUAUGGAUAUAUGAGAGUUGAGCCAACACAAGGUGUGGAUUAUGUUCUUGAUAUGAUACUUUGGUUCAAAAAGUUUCGACCGCCUCAUCGAACAACUCUUUCGGUUCGAAGGCACGCCUACGUACAACAAACUUUCGGAAAACUAAAAACUAUUUCUGAAGCGUCUAUGAGAGCCAGUGUGCGGGCCAAUUCAAGCCUUAUUGAAGAUCCAACUUUGCAUAUGGUUCUCCCGUUACGUGGAAGAGCAUCAAUAUUCGCAAGAUUUGCACAACAUUUGAAAAGCAUUUGCUCGCGCGGAGCUGACGACUUAUCGGUAUCGUUGACAAUUGUUUUAUAUUCAAGUGAAGACGAGGCAGAUAACAGGUCAACAAUUGAAAUUUUGCGAUCCAGUUCAAUUCCUGUUUCAGUUAUUGAAAUGGGAGAUGCUCCAUUUUCUCGGGGAAUUGCUCUGAUGCGUGGCGCUGGCACUCUCCCAAGCAAUGCUCUCCUUUUCUUUACUGAUGUUGACAUGUUAUUUACGUGCGAUGCUUUGAGAAGAAUUAAACUGAACACGAUUCUAAACGCGCAAAUCUACUUCCCAAUAGUGUUUUCUGAAUUUUCACAUGAGAGUUGGUCUGAAAAUGAUAAACUUCUUGCCGACGCUUUCCAUUAUGGACGACGAAGAGGCUAUUUUCGGCAUUUUGGAUAUGGUUUAGCGGCUAUGUAUAAGGCAGACUUGAUGAAAAUUGGUGGAUUCGAUACCAAAAUAGAAGGUUGGGGUAAAGAAGAUGUUGAUUUGUUUGAAAAGGCGAUAAAAUAUAAUAAACUGCGAGUACUUAGAAGUCCCGAGCCUGGUCUUGUCCACAUUUACCAUCCAAUUCAUUGCGAUGAAAACAUGCCAGCGGCGCAAAAAGAGAUGUGCCAUGGGUCAAAGGCUGCUAGUCUUGCAUCUAUCGAUACCCUUGUUGAUCAAAUCGGACAGUAUACGUGA
Molecule: messenger RNA, 2175 nt
Organism: Caenorhabditis bovis
Lineage: Eukaryota; Metazoa; Nematoda; Chromadorea; Rhabditida; Rhabditidae
Source: the annotation of a GenBank genome assembly